UUUAGAAGAUACGGAGUACAAGUAGAUAGAUAAAGGCCGUUAUUCCGGUUUCCCAGCAACCAAAGUUCGCAAAUGGCGACUGACAUCGGAGAAACCCCUUCGUCACCGUCGCAACCGCCGUCACACUCAAUCGGGCAAUCUCGCCACUUCUACCUCGCCGUCGAUCGCCUCCCUUUCAAAAUGGAGACAUUGGUUGAUUUGCUUGGAGUAGUAGGAAGAAGAUCUGGGCUUCCUAUUGUUGUGUGUUGUAGUUCUCGUGACGAGCUUGAUGCUGUUUGUUCAACUGUCUCAUCCCUUCCUUACAUUUCUCUCUCCUCACUGUAUAGUGAUCUUGCUGAAUCAGAUCGUGCACAAAUACUUGAGAAUUUCCGUCAUGCAGUCGUCAAGUGGAACCAAAGUGCUGUUGGGGGUGAAGAUGAGGAAGAAGGGCUCAAGUCUCAUAUGGUAGUUGUGACUGAUGCUUGUCUUCCUAUUGUUUCUAGUGAAUAUCCUCUUCCUGCUCGUAUUCUCAUAAAUUAUGAGUUGCCAGCAAAAAAGGAAAUAUAUAUGAGGCGGAUGACAGCUUGUUUAGCUUCAGAUGGGAUUGUGAUUAACAUGGUUGUCGGGGGUGAAGUAGUGACUCUUAAGAGCAUUGAAGAAGCCAGUAAUCUUAUCAUUGCUGAGAUGCCCAUACAGGUGGAUUUUGUGAUCCCUAGCAGAAAGCAAGGAGCAGAUCAAAUUUGCAUGUAUAGGGGCAAAAUAGCUGUUGUUUCAGCUGUAACUGUGCAUAUACUUGAAUGUCUGAUUUGACUAAGCUCUUUCGUGAUGCUAUUAUAAUUGUUCAGCCAAACAGGUCAGCAGCUAAUUUAAUAAGUUUUUGAGUAAACAUGCUAGAUAUAUCUCCCUAAUCCAACGUGUAGCACACACUCAUUUGAGGAGAGAGAGAAAGAAAGAGACACAGAAGAAAAUAGAAAGGAGAGGGGGAGAGAGGGGGGGGGGUGGGGGAAGAGCUUUAGGAUAAAGUAUUUAGUAUGUGUUACGGAGUAGUAUAGUUGCAUUAUCUAGAAACACGUUUAGAAGAGUAGAAUAUGCAAUAUGGCGGCUGGUCAGACUCAUGUCUAGUUUCCUGUAAUCUAGCAGGAUUCAGGAACCUUCAGAAAAAGAACUGCUCCAGAUAAUUGUUGAGAAUCCACAAUUAAAUAAGUAUCAGAUCGAUGUCAUGGGUGACGAUAUUUUCUGAAUAUUUAUGUUUUGUUGGCUAUCCACGAUUGAUGUUUUGUUCAUCACUUUAGCAUGCAUGCUGACAGUAUCCUAGACUCCUAGUAUAUUUGCUAUUUUUGGAUGCCAUUUGAUAAGAUUUCUAUGUCUUUUUUUGUGCACAUUAAGAAAUAAUUUUUUUUUUACCAAAGUGAAAAAAAAUAAUUUUUUUUUUCUCCGAUGUACUGAAGUCUGAAAGUGAAAGGAUUUUUUACAGUAGCUUAUAAGUUUCC
Messenger RNA from Chenopodium quinoa (quinoa), 1469 nucleotides. Its product is annotated as ATP-dependent RNA helicase eIF4A-like. NCBI's taxonomy places the organism in Eukaryota, Viridiplantae, Streptophyta, Magnoliopsida, Caryophyllales, Amaranthaceae. The transcript has 7 exons. The record is from RefSeq and is a predicted model, not a curated record. Bases 73 to 789 code for a protein of 238 amino acids.